Molecule: messenger RNA, 2675 nt
Organism: Pseudocercospora fijiensis CIRAD86
Lineage: Eukaryota; Fungi; Ascomycota; Dothideomycetes; Mycosphaerellales; Mycosphaerellaceae
Exons: 2
Coding region: 56-2485 (809 amino acids)
Source: RefSeq, a predicted model, not a curated record
CUACGCACACUCUGCCAUCGUGAGGUUGAUAUUUUUCUUUGGAGCCGGCAGUAUCAUGCGCGCUGCAGGUGUGAAGGCCCUGGUGGUCUCUCUGCUAUGCAGUCUCAGCGCAGCAUCCACGCUGACGCCGCCUGUGUUGCCUCUUAUCGUGCGCAAUCCAUACCUCUCGACAUGGCUGGCUGAUGCGAGAGAGGAGCCGUGGUCGAAAUGGCCAAUGUUCUGGACGGGACAAAGCGUCGGCUUUGGUGUGCUGGCUUCGGUGCCAGAAACCUCGACAGUCUAUCCUCUCCUCGGCCGACCUCACGAUUCCUUGGACCACGACAGCAGUCAUUACAGUAUAGCGUAUCCUAAAUAUCUCGGUGCUCAGUACGAUGCUUCGGUCACCAACCUUACCUAUACAAUCAUCCCUUCUUCCAAGAGCUCCAAUGCCUCUGUGGACAUCAUCCUGUCUUUCCUCUCUCCCGUCACGCCAACCUCGACCCUGCGCCAAUCCAUCCCCGCAAGCUAUGUGACAGUCCACGUCAAGGGAAAUCUUGAUGUUGAUAUUUAUAUUGACGUCAACGGACAGUGGGUAAGCGGAGACCGAGGGUCCAGAAUCGAGUGGUCGCUUCACCAGCAGCAUCACAAGGAUACAGCGAAGCUCAAGACCUUCAGAGUCCAUAGGAGUCAUGAGCAACACUUCACUGAGAUCCAGGAUCGUGCCGAAUGGGGUACCUUACACUUUACAGGACCUGCUGAUGUCCACCACCAAGCCGGCACCUCUGCCCUGCUGCGCAAGCACUUUUCGAAGACCGGUAAGCUGGAAAAUGCUGUGGACGAGUCUUUCCGUCAGAUUAUGGAUGAAGAGCCUGUGUUUGCAUUCAGCAAAAGAUUUAAUCUGAGCUCAAAAUACUCAGAGGAAGCUGCAGAAGACAGCGUGCUCUUCACCAUUACGCACAUUCAAUGGCAGGUGACGCAGUUCGCUUCAAGCAGAGGACUGACCUGGAUGAGACCACUCUGGCUGUCUUACUUCUUCUCAGAUGAUGCUCUAGUCAGCUUCCACUACCAGGACUUCAAGCACGUCCAAGCACUUGCUUCUGAAUACUCUCGCCGUGUUGCGAGAGAUGCUUAUGCUAGUGGCAGCGACAAUUACAAGGAGAUCGUAGAGCUCAGUGCGCGUCAAGUCAUGGGUGCCACGAGCUUCAGCGGAACUCCAGACAACCCAAUCCUCUUCUUGAAGGAGAUCAGCAGCAAUGGAAACUGCCAGACAGUCGAUGUCAUCUUUCCUGCCUUCCCCUUCUUCCUCUACACACAGCCAAAGUGGCUCGCCUACCUCCUCGAGCCUCUCCUCGAGCACAUGCUAAGCGGCCAAUAUCCGAACGAUUAUUCGAUGCACGAUCUCGGCUACCACUUCCCAAACAUGACGGGACAUCCAGACGGAAGAGAUGAAUACAUGCCGGUCGAAGAAUGUGGUGACAUGCUCAUCAUGGGUCUCGCAAUUGUCAACAGCUUGAAGUAUGGAUCCGCUAGUGAGGCACAGUCGCCGUGGAGCGCAAUGGGAAAGCCAAAGAGCGAGAGCGAGAUCGAGAUGCAGUCCGACAACAACGUCAGUCCUUUCGCUCUGCCAGCCACUCUCGAAACUAGGGAUGGUAUCUUCGGUCUGGAUGACGCUUGGGGAGGCGUUGCUUCCGAGCAUCAGGCCAAGAAGUGGGUCUCGCGUACAUAUCGACUGUGGAAACAGUGGACAGGAUACCUCGAGGAGUUCUCGCUCUAUCCGCAGAACCAGCUCUGUACAGAUGAUUUUGCCGGUUGGCUUCCGUUGAUGACCAAUUUGGCGUUGAAGGGUAUUAUUGGUAUCAAGGCCAUGAGUGAGCUUGCUGAAGUUGUUGGUGAGAAGGAGGAUGCCAAGUAUUAUCGCGAUCUGAGCAGCUCCUACAUCAGGGAGUGGGAGGUCCAGGGCAUGAGCCGUGAUGGAGGUCGUGCGAAGCUCGCAUACAACUGGUACGGCAGCUGGACCACUCUUUACUCGCUGUAUGCCGAUGCGCUCCUUUGCUUCCAUCCAUCACUCAACGCGACCCCAAGCUCACGGGAGCAUUACAAGAUGGGUACUCAAGAGCCACUCUUACCUGGUGGCGCGUCUUCAGACAAGCAGAACUUCAUUCCAGAUCAUAUUUACCGCACACAGUCGGAUUGGUACCAGACGGUGAUGCAAAAGUUCGGGCUUCCUCUGGACUCGCGCCAUUUGUAUACCAAGAGUGACUGGGAAUUCCAAGCAGCCGCAGUCGCCGGCAAGAAAACCAGGUCCCAGAUUUUGGACAAAGUUGCCUUUUGGUUGAACGAGACGGCUUCUGAUCGACCCUUCACAGAUCUGUACAAGACUGAAGGAGAUGGAGGAUUUCCAGGACCGAAUUUCUUUGCUAGACCUGUGGUGGGAAGCCAUUAUGCUUUCUUGACUUUGGAAAGAGCGUGUCAGGGAACGGCGGCAGAGGCUUUCAAAUAUGAAUGAGUAGAAGAGGAGGGUUGUUGAGGUGGAGUGCAUGCAUGGUGCAUGGUGAGACAUGGGGGGGUUUUGAAAGUAGAGCACGUUGGAUAGGAGGAUCUCAACGUAUAUGCGGAAGCACAAAAUGCUGUACCAUGGCGAUAAGCUGCAUACAGGCGCUCGAUUUGAUAGGACUCGUGCGAUCAAAUGCAUUAAA